ACUAAUCUCGAGUCUAUUACUGUAUCAACAGAAGAAGUUAGUUAUCUUCUAUUAAACCUCUUGACGGACAAAGCCACUGGACCCGAUGGAAUAUCUGCGAGAUUGUUGAAAAAAUGUUGGAACGAAAUUGCUCUGUCUUUAACAGCGCUACGCAACAAGUCCCUUUCUCUCAGUAAAGUUCCUCAGGAAUGGAAAGACGCUAAUGUAGUUCUGGUUCCUAAGAAAGGUGACAUUCAUGAAAUCAGCAAUUACCAACCGAUUUCCUUGCUCUCCUUAGUUCCAAACUUUCGGAACAAGUUGUUCAUAUUUACAUGUCUGAGUUUGUUUAAUCCUCGCUAA
Molecule: messenger RNA, 339 nt
Organism: Paramuricea clavata
Lineage: Eukaryota; Metazoa; Cnidaria; Anthozoa; Malacalcyonacea; Plexauridae
Source: the annotation of a GenBank genome assembly